This is a messenger RNA of Helobdella robusta, 702 nucleotides long. RefSeq lists its product as hypothetical. The record is from RefSeq and is a predicted model, not a curated record. The annotation marks the transcript as partial. The transcript is spliced from 6 exons. Gene Ontology annotation, biological process: transcription initiation at RNA polymerase II promoter. NCBI's taxonomy places the organism in Eukaryota, Metazoa, Annelida, Clitellata, Rhynchobdellida, Glossiphoniidae. Gene Ontology annotation, cellular component: transcription factor TFIIE complex.
AAUAUUUCAGAUACUUACAAAACAUCAGCUGGAAGCUCACAUAAUAACUUUUCCAUACUUGCAAAAAUUGUCAAACACUUGAAGGUAAGACAUCAAACAGGAGAGACUCAGCCAUUAACAUUUGAUGAAAUUCUAGAUGAAACAGGACAAACCGACAUACCAGCACGAACCAAACAUUGGUUAAAUUACGAAGCUUUGCGUAACAAUGUCAAGAUUGAUGUUGUCAACGAAGACAAGUACAUAUACAAGCCUGAAUACAACAUCAGAGGAAAAAACAGCCUUAAGAAACUUCUAGAAAGGCACAGUCGAGAGGGGCAAGGAGGCAUAUUUCUGGAAGCCAUUGAAGAAUCUCUUCCUAAUUAUCAAAAACAUCUAGAAAUGAUGUCUGAUUCAAUUGUGCGGAUAACCAGGCCUGAUAAAAAAGAAAUUAUCUUCAGCAAAGUUGUAGGACUCCCUGAUCCAAUUGAUGAAGAAAUAAAAAAUUUAUGGCGAAGCGUCUCGGUAGAGGGAAUGAAUGAGAACAAAAUUCAAGAAUAUUUGCAGAAGCAUAACAUCUCCUCAAUGAAAAAUAUCAACCACGUGAGACCCAAAAAGGUAAAUGCUGUUUCACCCACGAAGAGAAAAACAUCCAAAAAGUCGACAGAAUUGCGACAUAACGCCCAUCUUGCUGGGAUUUUAAUGGAUUACGACAGAAAUCAAUAA